AUGACUGAAGCAAGAAUGUUCAUCAAAACUGAGCCUGACGAGCACAACAGUGACCAAAACCACUUUAUGAUGUCCCAAUCCGGAUAUUCUAUGCAUAACCAAUUCGGGAACCCGAAUGAUGGGAUCGACCCAUCGGACCUGACCAACGGAGGAUUUAUGGGAGGCUUUGGAUUUGGCUCCCAGCAGAAUAUGUCAUCCAGCUUCAAUUUUGGAAACUCCGGCAUUGAUACAGAUGAGUUGUUGGAUUUAGAGAUCCACGGACAGAAUGGCGUUCAGCAGAAUUACCUCCAGGAUCAUCCUUCGAGUGCUGGCAUCGCUAUGAGUCAUCCGAGCCAUAUGUCGCAGAUCUACUCAAACACUCCCGAGGGAGGUCCCAUGCACAGCCCUUUCAUGCAGAGCAGUUUCAACUAUGAUCAUUUCCGCGGCGUGAACCAAGGACAGCUGAACUCUUCCCAUAUUCAGAGCGCUGGCUCUCAUCUCGAGCAGAGUUAUCUCAACUCGAAGGCUCGUCCGAGCAUGCAGGCAAUGGACCGUGCAUCGAUGGAUGCCCGCAGCCCUAUGACCCCCAAGACUCCCGCUCUUGGUGGACUGGCCCUGGGAACUCCAGAAUCCGGAAGCUUCCCCACUCAGCCCAUCCGAACAGGGCUGCAGCACCGACACCAGAAGACUCUCUCAAAUCAAUGGGAUGGCACUCCCGGAAGUGCCCAGUCAUAUGCCGAGUCUCCCAUUUCCUCCCCAGGCCACCCUUCUCACCACGCAGCCAUAUCUGAAAUUCUCAAGUCAGGAAAGCAUGCUUCCUUGCCGUCCAAGGUUGAUGCUCACUUGCCCGGGGGUGCCCAGGAUUUGGAGUCGCAGGAAGCCAAACGCCGGCGGAGGAGAGCGUCGCACAAUCUGGUUGAACGUCGGCGCCGUGACAACAUCAAUGAGCGCAUCCAGGAUCUUUCUCAUCUAGUUCCGCAGCACCGAUUGGAGGACGAUAAGGUCCGCAAGCAACUCGUCAACAACUCUGGUUUGCCAGGUUCGGGCACCGCCAAUGCGGCUACUUCUCUCCUGGCUGGCGGAACUGGUCGACGUGCCGCCGGUAAUAUUACCAUGGGAUUGCCAAUUGAAGAGAAAGAGAAAGGUCCAAAUAAGGGAGACAUCCUUAACGGUGCUGUCAGCUGGACGAGGGAUCUCAUGUGGGCUCUUCAUGUCAAAAUACAACAAGAGGCCGAACUUGCAGAGCUGAUCAGCAGCCUUGGUGGUACUUGGCCAUUUGAACAAACCGAGGAGGAGAAACGCAUGCGUACUGAAAUUCUUGAUGCUAUCGAGAAGAACGACCCUAGCACCUUCCACUAUAGCCGUGGGCCUGGCUCCGGUCUGCGAGUCCCCAAGCAUACGAACCUAGCCGGAGAGCCUGUGUCAAACGGUGCAAUGAGUCCUCAAAGCCUCAGUCCUCCGUUCAGCGGCAACAACAACGGACAGACGCAGUACUGGAACACGUCUGGACACGCAGGCAUGAGCUUCAAGGAAGAAGACGAGUACGCUAUGGAGAUGAACUAGACUUUCGACCCUGGACGGCUUUCUUAUUGUUACAUGUCAUUAUUGUUGCAUAAUUGGCGUCAACGGAUGUGGUUGACCGGCGUACGUGGAGUUGCAGUGGUAUCAUAUCUACGGACCUUUUGGUUACGUGUUUCUCGGUUCUCAGUGCAUCAUCUAUGUUCGCGUUGCGUUGGAGGUAGAAUCAUUUGGCCAUUUCUAUCGAUGUGUGGACACUAGCUUGUUUACUUCUUGUUUACCUCUCACCUACCCAACUCACUUCGCUUUUUUUCAUCUUUCUCACCAUGUUCGAGUUGCCUACAGUAUAUCUAUCGAGUCUGCGUUCUUUGGAUUUCUGCACCGCACCAGCACUGAUUUUUGCUUAAGGUUUGCUACAUCGAUACCCUUUACUGUUUCUUGUUCUCCCUAAUAUUAGUCUUGUUAUACUUACUCUUUCGGAAUACACGAAGUUAUAUACUCUGUCAAUUAAACUUUCAAUACAUGCAUAAUUCGACCAUGGUCUGCUUUU
Messenger RNA from Aspergillus nidulans FGSC A4, 2047 nucleotides. Its product is annotated as basic helix-loop-helix domain-containing protein. The transcript has a single exon. Gene Ontology annotation, molecular function: protein dimerization activity. The record is from RefSeq and is a predicted model, not a curated record. Bases 1 to 1542 code for a protein of 513 amino acids. NCBI's taxonomy places the organism in Eukaryota, Fungi, Ascomycota, Eurotiomycetes, Eurotiales, Aspergillaceae. Gene Ontology annotation, biological process: regulation of transcription by RNA polymerase II. Gene Ontology annotation, cellular component: nucleus.